UUCGCGGAGACUGGCGGCGAACCCGCGGUCAGUUCUUUCGGUUCCCGCGCAGCUUAAGGCUCGCUUCCAACGAAUUAGUCAUGUUUUCGAGUGUGUUCCCCAGUGGAUAAUGCUAAAAACCGCCCAUCUAAAUCUUCGCCGUGCCAAUAUUGACAUCGAGGAUAAGCGUGUAGAUCCCUUGUGCCAUACCGUAUCCCGUGCCACUAUCUCGAAGCAUGGAGCUUCUUGAGGCCUUCUUCAUAGUCCUCUGUUUGGACGCUGUUCUUCCAGUGCGCGGCCAGACAUCCCCGGCAGGAGCUCCACCGGACCCAGUGCCCACUGAUCACACUGACCGGGGUCAAGAUGGCUCGUACAGGUUCCAAUACACCAAUAACGACCGGGGACAACACUACCACGGUGCCGUUGCAUCGGCCGAUAAUACUGUUGCUGGCAGGUACGGAUACCGAGAGCCAGGCACGGGCCGGAUAACGGAGACCCAAUACACGGCCGGGCAGCGAGGGUUCCGGGCGCAGGGCCCGGACAUCGCCCGGAAGAUGGACCUGUCGCAGGCCAAAAUCCCCUACGCUCCGCCGAUCCCGCCGGACUCGCCCGCCUACCAGCCGAGCUACGACACCUACCACGACCCCAACGAGGACGCCUCCUACGACUACAACAUCCGCACGCCGACGCUCGUCAAAUCGGAGACGUCCGGACCCCGCGGCGACACCGCCGGGCAGUACUCCUACAUCGACGACGUCGGCAAACGUCACGACGUCCAGUACGAGGCCGGCGCCGGGGUCGGCUUCCACGUCCGCACCCCCUUCCCCGACUCGGACCCCUUCGGCGGCCUCUUCUACACCGGCCCCAACAAGCCCGGGACCCCUCUCCGCGGCCACACCUCCAUCCAGAGGGGCAAGGACGGCUCCUACAAGUUCGUCUCCACGGGGCCCGACCAAAAGCGCACCGAGAUCAGCGACGCCAGCGGCCGAGUCCGCGGUUCCUACACCUACAUCGACGACAAAGGGGUCCAGAGGACCGUCGACUAUAUCGCCGGCCCGGGCAUCGGUUACAAGAUCGUCAACAAGGGUACGAACCCCGUGUUCCCUACUAUCUACCCCUUCGUACCGCCCAACUACUACCCGCUCAACUUCCCCGACCCGAAGGCGAGCCCGCCGCCCAUAUUCAAACCCAGCGACUCCCCCGCGAAGGCGCCCGACUUCGGCGACGAUCUCUUCGGGAAAGCGGACGUCAAAACGCCGACCCCAUCCCCGACCCCGAAAUCCGACUCCCCGAGUUUCUUCGACGUCUCGAGCCCGGGGCCGACGUCCCCCAGCCCGAAACCGACGUUGUUCGACGUCAAACCGACGUUCAGCAUCGAUAAAUCGAGUCCCUUCCCGCACGACGACGGGAAGUACAAGCCCCCGCCUCCCUUCGUCAAGCCGCUCUACCAACCCGCUUUCACAACGCCGACCCCGCCUUCGUUUCUGGGCCCGGACUCCUCGAUCAACGAUCAUAUCAAUGACGUCAAACCCUUCGACCCGCCGAUCCACGCGGCGUUCCCCGAAGACGACCCUACUAGAUUCUCGACCCCCGGCAACUGGGACGAAGACCUAUUCGGUCCGAAAUCAUCGACGGCGACUCCGAUCUUGAGUAGAGGCUCCAGCAAAUUCGAUCCGAACAACCCUUACGGAGGCUACUCGUACAAUAAACCCGCCAACGGACCGCGGUUCAACGACGAGGAUCGGCCACACCACAGGGACAGGGACCACGGGUAUGAUCACUCCAAGGGAUACCCGGACGAGAGAGGGGGUGGUUGUUGCGGAGAGGAUAAGUUCUACGGAUUUCCACCAGGUGUCGCUGUGAGGGCUCACGUUCAGAGCUUGGAUAUUUUGCCCUAUUCGAGGCGGGCUCCCUCGCCGGGCGAGGCUAUUGAGUACCCGUUCGAAAGGCAUAGCAGGGACAGCUCGACGGAGCGCAGUCAGAGGUUUCAGGACCGGAGGAGGAAUUUAUUCCGACCGAAAUCAAAAUCGAAUUAAGUUGUGAAUAUUGUUGGAAAUGACCCACGCCAGAAUCAAAAUUAGGCUAGAUCUUUCAUAGGUAUUAUUCUUCAUUGAUGUAUUCGGAUAUCGUGUUCAGUUUUUUUUUAUAUGAAAUGGAAGAAAGUAAAUCAUUUUGUAUUUUUUCACAUCUA
Bemisia tabaci is the source of this 2170-nucleotide messenger RNA. Its product is annotated as Cuticular protein 73D. Gene Ontology annotation, molecular function: structural constituent of chitin-based larval cuticle. NCBI's taxonomy places the organism in Eukaryota, Metazoa, Arthropoda, Insecta, Hemiptera, Aleyrodidae. The record is from RefSeq and is a predicted model, not a curated record. Gene Ontology annotation, cellular component: chitin-based extracellular matrix.